Effrenium voratum is the source of this 1507-nucleotide messenger RNA. The record is from the annotation of a GenBank genome assembly. Lineage: Eukaryota; Dinophyceae; Suessiales; Symbiodiniaceae.
GGCUCAGGGGGAGGUACUGCAGUUCGGAUCGUGCCAGAACAAGCCAUGGCUCCAUCUCCCCGCCUAGUGCCUGCUGCCCUGUUGGGCAUGGGCGCGUACCUCCUGGUGUCCCAUUCGCAGUCCUUCGUGACCACGGGCACGCCCGCGAGGCAAAGCCGCAUGGCCAUGCGCGGCUUCAAGGAUGACUUCUACGCAUGGAAGGACACCCUGAGCAAGGACGAUCAGGCUCUGCUGCUGAAGCAGGCCCAGAACGAGUUCAACAAAAAGUUCAGGUCAGGCGAUGACUUCAAGAAGACGGUGGAUCAGGAGAAGAUUGCGGCCUUCGGCAAGGUCCUCCAGAAGUUCUUCGACAACGAGAGGGAGGACUACAAGAAGGAGGAGUCUAUGAGGGCCCCCGACUACCAGGCUUUGCAGAAAAGGGCCGGCCAGGUGGGCUACGACUUCGGCUUGAAAUCGGAGACCGUGGAAAUCGACCGUGACGCUGACCGUCGCUGGGCCACUGCCAGCCGAAAGAUGGCCAUGGCGGAGAAAGAGGGCAAGGAGUAUCCCGACAGUUCUCCUUUGGAGGAGCUGUUUGCGAUUGCCAACGACGCGGAGCACCACGACAACAACGUGAAGACUCUUGAGAAGCUGAAGGAAGACUCCAAGGGCUUCAAAGACCUUGACGCAAUGUUCAAGGACUUUUCGAUCCCAGCUGCUGGCGAGGACUUCAAGGUGAUGAUGCCCCGGGUCCUGUUUGAGAAGCUAGGUGACUAUGCCAACCAGUAUAAGGAGAAGCUCGAGGCCUACAAGAAGGACCACAGCGAGUCCGAGGCGGAGUCUUACGCCAAUGGGGAGCUGCAAGAGGAGUGGGUGAAGACCCUGGGGACGCUUGUGGGUGAGUACUACGAGGCACGUCAGGAGGUGGAGAAGGAGGUGACGCAGCUGAAGAAGUUCUUCCGCUCCCAGAAGGAGAUGCCAGGCAAGACCAAGGCGGACAUUGUGAAGCAGAUCUGGAAGGAGCUGCCCAAGUGGUCGGACAGCCCGGUGCCGCCCUUGGACGAGGAGAUGUUGGCGGACCUCGCCAAGGAGCCGGCGUCAGUCAAGGGCGAGUUCAAGCACAACUGGGGCACCGCUGAGAACUGUACAAGUCGGAGGCCAUCGAUUCGUUCGGCAACCGGUACCUGCUGGGCGUCUUCGAGGACACCAAGGACGCAGAGAAGGCCUUUGAUGCCUGGAACAAGGAGUAUGAGAAGGCUGGCCAGGAUGUGAAGGAGAGAGCAUGAAGAACUGGGCCAAGCAGCAGGAGGCGGAGCUGGCGGAGGAGCAGGACUCCGUGGACCGCAUCCGCAAGGCCCUCGAGGAGGCCAGGCGAUGACCCGAGAGCUCGAGACCGCGGAGCUCCGCUCGGCGAAGGAGAGAACUAUCCCGCCCUCGAGAAUGACAAUCACCCCUUGCGCGGCGUUUUGAUGGCGCGAGUUUUUGUUUUUUUCCUCGGCGACAAGAUGGCCACGCGGUCUUUUCCAGG